Messenger RNA from Spinacia oleracea (spinach), 2208 nucleotides. Its product is annotated as pollen receptor-like kinase 4. Gene Ontology annotation, biological process: protein phosphorylation. Lineage: Eukaryota; Viridiplantae; Streptophyta; Magnoliopsida; Caryophyllales; Amaranthaceae. Bases 1 to 1887 code for a protein of 628 amino acids. Gene Ontology annotation, molecular function: protein kinase activity; protein binding; ATP binding. The record is from RefSeq and is a predicted model, not a curated record. The transcript is spliced from 3 exons.
AUGAUGGGCGCGCAUGCAUCUGCUUCGCUUGUGCGCCCACCAUCCUCGUGUUCCUUGCUCUUCAUCCAUAUUGUUUCUGUUCUAGCAAUAAUAAUGUAUAUAGGAACACCGGUAACAGGAAACACGGAAACCGAUGCUCUGUUGAAGUUUAAGUCAUCUCUUAUAAACAAGGAGGCCAUUUCCAACUGGAACCCUUCUACUACUCCAUGCUCAGAUGGAGAAUGGCCUGGUGUUAUCUGUGAAUAUGGCAAAGUAUGGGGAUUGAGGCUCGAAUAUUUAGGUUUGGGAGGCACCAUUGAUAUUGAUGCUCUCUCUCAAUUGCCUGAGAUGAGGACCCUAAGCGUCAAACACAACAAGUUUAAAGGUCCGAUUCCAGAUAUUCGCCGUCUACCAAAAUUGAGAUCCGUUUACCUCUCUAAUAAUAAUUUUUCUGGUGAAAUUCCCGAGAAUGCCUUUGCUGGGAUGGAUUCUUUAAGGAGGGUGGUCCUCGCAAACAAUGCCUUCACCGGAAAGAUACCAUCAUCUCUCCCCUCGCUACCCAUACUCGUUGAGCUGAAAUUAGACGGAAACCAAUUCCAAGGCAGAGUCCCCGAUUUCAAGCAGAAGGACUUGCCAAACAUCAAUAUGGCUAACAACCAAUUGGAAGGUCCCUUACCUGCAAGAUUCAUGAAACUCAGUCCAAAACUUUUUUCAGGCAACAAGGGAUUGUGUGGUGCCCCUCUUCAGCCAUGCAAUGGUGAAACAGCAGCAACUCCUAACACUAUACAAGAUUCAUCAAGUAAAAGAACCAUCAUUAUGCUAGUUGUACUGUUUACACUAGUGAUGUUGGCAUCGACAAUCCUAUUAAUAUGUCACGCGAAACGCAAGGAAAAGCUAGAGAAACUGGAAGCUUUGGCAUCUCAGGACGCAAACCAGUUUAUAGAGCCAUAUGUGACAUCAAGAGAGGAACGCCCAACCACAAGGAAACGGUCAGAGCCAGGGAAGCUGGAUUUCGUGAGAGAUGACAGAAAAAAGUUUGACCUUUCUGAUCUGUUAACUGCAUCAGCAGAGGUGUUAGAGAGCGGAAACUUCGAGUCUUCCUACAAGGUGGAGGUAUUUUCAGGGGAACUAUUGGUGGUGAAGAGGUUUAGACAGAUGAGCAAAGUGGGAAGGGAGGAAUUUCAUGACCACAUUAGGAGGAUGGGCAAAUUAAGACAUCCAAAUGUGCUUUCUUUAGUUGCAUGUUACUACAGGAAAGAAGAGAAGCUUCUUAUCUUUGACUUUGUUGAUAAUGGAAAUUUGGCUAGUCACCUUCAUGGCAACCAUACUCAGAAGAAUGAAGUGUUUGAUUGGCCAAUUCGGUUGAAGAUAAUCAAAGGAGUAGCAAGGGGUUUGGCUUACCUUUACAACGAGCUCCCGAGCUUAAUAGUGCCCCAUGGAUAUCUCAAAUCAUCAAAUGUGAUUCUUAAUUAUUCAUAUGAACCCCUUCUUAUGGACUAUGCCCUCCAACCUUUGAUCAACCCAGAGUAUAUUAAACAGCUUAUGGUUGCCUACAAGUCACCAGAAUAUGCUCACCUUGGCCGUGUUACAAAGAAGACUGACGUUUGGAGCCUCGGCAUUCUCAUACUAGAAGUGCUAACUGGGAAAUUCCCAACCAACUUCCUUGCCGUAGGAAAUGUCAAGGGUGAAAAUCUAGUAGCCUGGGUAAAUGAUAUAGCAAGUGACGAGGAAAAGGGACAAGAUGUGUUUGAUAAAGAGAUGGGAGGAACCCAAUACAGCAAGGUUGAAAUGAGAAAACUUUUGAAGGUUGGGUUUGGCUGUUGCCAUGAGAAUUUAGACGUAAGAUGGAGCAUAAAAGAGGCUGUUGAGAAGAUUGAAGAGAUCAAAGAGACAGACAAGGAGAAUUGAAAUUUUCCUAAAGAAACAAUUUAGCUAACCCAUAAGUUAGAGAAAGAAACAAAGUACACAUUAUCUUUUUUAGGCAGUUAGACAUUUUAUAGAAUUUUGUCGCCUUGUAUAAACUAUUGCACUUACUUCUUUUAUUCAAACUUUUUUCUUCUUAAUCUUAUUUGUUUAAUUUCACCAGAAAAUGUUUUUUCUUACAACCCCUCCCCCUUUUACCUGACCCUAUAUAGGAAACCUAACUAGAGCUAUUGGAAGAAACGUAAACCAUGGUAUGGUAUACUCUCUCUAUCAGGAAUAAAAUGUUAUCAUAUAUACUCCACAUUA